AUGUACGGGCUGCUGUGUGAAAGUCUUCAUGACUUCAUUAAAGAGUCGUACGGUGAUGAUGUGUGGAACCUGGUCAGAGAGAGAGUCGACGUCAGACUGCACUCCUUUGUAACUCAUCAGGUCUACAGGGAGAGUGUGAUUCCUCGUAUCGCUAAAGCAGCGAGUGGCGUCACAGGAACUCCUUAUAAUGAGCUCACGAACUCAUGGGGGGUAUAUUUCCAGGGAUUUGUGGGGAAAUAUGGAUAUGACAGAAUCAAAUUCAGGUUUGUGUGGGUGUUAGGCCGCCAUGUGUGUGACUUUGUGAAUGGUCUGGAUAACCUGCAUGAGUACCUGCGCUUCAGUUACCCAAAAGUCCAGCCGCCGACCUUCUUUUGCCAGGAGGAAUCGGCUACAGGAGUUACACUGCAUUACAGGUGUCAAACGCAAGGUUACCUGCACUACGCCAUGGGUCAGCUCAGACAGAUGGGAAAACAGUUCUACGACACUGACAUCCAUGUUGAGGUUUUGUCUGAGCAGCUGGUGGGAGAUUAUUCACACGUCACCAUGAGAUUAAACUUUGAUAACUCUGCGUAUCGAUAUAUUCAGAAAGAAGAUGAAGAGGAACAAGAGAUCCUUCCCAUCACCAGUGACUUUUUCUUUGAAGUUUUUCCCUUCAACAUCGUGUUCAGACAGAAAGAAGAUGAAGAGGAACAAGAGAUCCUUCCCAUCACCAGUGACUUUUUCUUUGAAGUUUUUCCCUUCAACAUCGUGUUCAGACAGAUCAUCUCUCAUCCCAACAACCUGUUUGAGAUCAUGUCUAAGGAGCCGGUGAAACGAGAGAGGAACCUUCACAACAGAGUGCAGAACUCUGAUUAUGAGAACGCCAGUCGCUCAGCAGAUGUGGACGUGGAGCUGAUGACCCAUGGAAACAGCGCUAAUGCAAUGGAGAGCUGGGGUGAUGGUAGCCGCUGCCUGAAACUGAAGGGUCAGAUGAGAUACAUGCCAGAGUGGGAGUCUAUCAUCUUCCUGGAUACUCCAGUCAUGGAGAGUUUAAGUGCCAUGUUUAAGACAGGUCUGUACAUCAAUGACCUGAGCAUGCAUGACUCGAGCAGAGAUCUGGUGCUGGCAGGAACUCAGCAGUCUGAAGAGCUCAAGAGAGCCCUCAUACAGGAGCAAAAGAAAUCCAGUAAACUAGAGGAAAGCAUGAAAAUGUUGGACUACGAGAUGAAAAAGACAGAUGAUCUUCUGUACAGAAUGAUUCCCAAACCUGUUGCUAAGCGACUGCGGAAGGGAGAACCAGCUGUGAACACCUGUGAGGUGUUUCCUGAUGUGACAAUCCUGUUCAGCGAUGUGGUGGGCUUCACUCGCAUUUGCAGUCAUAUUACACCCAUGCAGGUGGUCUCCAUGCUCAACACCAUGUACACGCUCUUCGACACGCUCAGUGAGAAACACUGAGUAUUUAAGGUUGAAACUAUAGGUGAUGCCUACAUGGUGGUGGCAGGCGCUCCAGAAAAGACGAAGUAUCAUGCUCACAAUAUUUGUGACAUGGCUCUAGAUAUGGUUCGUUCUAUUGACCAUCUCAGAGACCCGUCCAAUGGAAACAACAUCCAGAUUCGAGUGGGAAUUCACUCUGGUAUGGUGGUCGCUGGGGUCGUAGGUCACAAGAUGCCUCGCUACGGUCUUCAUGGUGAUACAGUCCACACGGCUUCUGCCAUGGAGAGCAAACAGAUACAGGAAGUGCCUGUAAUACCAAUUUUCUAG
Messenger RNA from Sinocyclocheilus anshuiensis, 1740 nucleotides. Its product is annotated as soluble guanylate cyclase 88E-like. Gene Ontology annotation, molecular function: guanylate cyclase activity; heme binding. Gene Ontology annotation, cellular component: guanylate cyclase complex, soluble. The transcript has 16 exons. Gene Ontology annotation, biological process: cGMP biosynthetic process; response to oxygen levels; nitric oxide-cGMP-mediated signaling. Lineage: Eukaryota; Metazoa; Chordata; Actinopteri; Cypriniformes; Cyprinidae. The record is from RefSeq and is a predicted model, not a curated record.